Messenger RNA from Xyrauchen texanus (razorback sucker), 2955 nucleotides. Its product is annotated as nuclear receptor subfamily 1 group D member 1-like. The transcript is spliced from 8 exons. The record is from RefSeq and is a predicted model, not a curated record. Bases 276 to 2183 code for a protein of 635 amino acids. Gene Ontology annotation, molecular function: RNA polymerase II cis-regulatory region sequence-specific DNA binding; nuclear receptor activity; zinc ion binding. Gene Ontology annotation, biological process: hormone-mediated signaling pathway; cell differentiation; positive regulation of transcription by RNA polymerase II. NCBI's taxonomy places the organism in Eukaryota, Metazoa, Chordata, Actinopteri, Cypriniformes, Catostomidae.
UCGACACAGUUUGGCCGAGCGAGAGGACAGGCGCUGGCGUAUGAUACUUUUUCAUUGAUUGAACCACAAUUGAUACAUAACGCGUAACUUUUCAUACAUUUUUUUCCGCAUCUAUCAGAUGCACACCUACUUUUUGCUAUUUUAGGAGGGUCGUUAUUUGCCAGUUAUGACUUUAUACUAAAUAACCGAUCUCCAAGAAAAACAGCAGUGCGUCUGUAGAGAGAAAGCAUCUUCUCAAGGCGUUGCAUUAGAGAGAUUCUCUUACCAAUAUCUGCAUGACUUUACUGGGAAUCAAUAUGACGACUGCAGUAGACACGAACAACACAGGUGGGGUAAUAUCAUACAUCGGAUCAUGUGGGGGCUCUCCCAACCGCACCAGCCCCAUUUCCAUGUACAGUGAAAAUUCCAACAGCAGUCUGCAGUCCCUUACACAACCCUGCUUCGGCUUUCCACCUUCCCCCAAUGGAUGCCAUGAUUCCUCACGCAUGUAUACCAGCAGCAGUAGCAGCAGCUCAAGUUCAGGAUCAGGAGAGGACGGAAACUCGUCAUGUUCUGGUGGAUCCCCAAGAGGUCGUGAUGAUGGUGGAAGUACACGCAGUUCACCCAGCAAAUCAGUUGCCACCCUUACUAAACUCAAUGGAAUGGUGUUGUUGUGCAAGGUGUGUGGGGAUGUGGCAUCCGGAUUUCAUUAUGGUGUCCAUGCCUGUGAGGGCUGCAAGGGUUUCUUUCGACGCAGCAUCCAGCAGAACAUCCAGUACAAAAAGUGCCUGAAAAAUGAAACUUGUACUAUUAUGAGGAUCAACCGGAACCGGUGCCAACAGUGCCGUUUCAAGAAGUGUCUGUCUGUGGGCAUGUCCCGUGAUGCUGUUCGUUUUGGCCGUAUCCCAAAACGUGAGAAGCAGCGCAUGCUGGCCGAGAUGCAGAACGCCAUGAACAAUAUGGUGAACAACCAGCUGCAGAAUGAAUUCCAGAUGGCGAGCAUCACAUCCAAUACCCCCUGUACUUCCUCAGCUUCUCCAUCCAUUUCCUCCUCUUCUUCAUCUCUGUGGCCAGGUCUUACAGUGGGGCCCCAACACCAGCCCCCUGCAGUGCCUGUAGCACCAUCUCCUUCCCCAGCCUCACCAUCAGUGCAACCGGCUCAGAGUCCUUCAACCCUUUCCUCUACUCCACCUAUGUGCACCAGCCCAGGUGUAGACACCACCAUCGCUGCCAUAACCAGGGCACACCGUGAGACCUUCACCUAUGCCCAUGAUAAACUAGGUCCAGCACUGAUGCCUCACAAUACUGAGCUGGACAAUCGAAGCAGCAAUCGCUGCAUGGCUGGCUACCACCUCAAUGGCCAUAACACCAUCUACCACCAUGAUAAUAAUGUUGCUCAUCAUCAUAAUAACUUUGAGGCACCACAAGACAAUAGCCAAUAUUUUCAGUCCUCCCCAACACCUGGACAGCAUCAGCAAGGAAUGCUUCACAAUAACAAUGGGCAGCAUCCUCCAAACAGUAAUAUCUACGGGGCCCACCAUGGUCAGGAGAUAAACAGCAGCUCCCAGGGUCAAAACUGCCCAUGGAAAAAACGCAAGGAGAUUUUGUUGGCUUGUCCAAUGAACAUGCAUCCGUUCUCAGACCCCAACAAAACACCCCAGGACAUUUGGGAAGACUUCUCUCUGAGCUUCACACCAGCAGUGCGAGAGGUGGUGGAGUUUGCCAAACACAUCCCAGGGUUCAGCACAUUAUCUCAGAAUGACCAGGUCACGUUGUUGAAGGCCGGCACAUUUGAGGUCCUCAUGGUGCGCUUCUGCUCUCUGUUUAACGUGAAAGAGAAGACUGUAACGUUCAUCUCUGGCACCACCUACAGCCUUGAGGCCCUGAAAAGCAUGGGCAUGGGUGAUCUGCUGGGUACCAUGUUCGACUUCAGUGAAAAACUUAACGCAUUAGAGCUCUCCCCAGAAGAGCUGGGACUCUUCACUGCAGUGGUGCUUGUAUCUGCAGACCGCUCUGGUAUUGAAAAUGUGAAUUCAGUGGAGAUGCUUCAGGAAAGUCUAAUCCGGGCCCUUCGAUCCCUCAUCAGCAAGAGCGCCCCUGGAGAUGCUUCCCGAUUCACAAAGCUGCUGCUCAAACUUCCCGACCUGCGCACACUGAAUAACAUGCACUCUGAGAAGUUGCUUUCCUUCCGCAUUGAUGCGUGAGCUCAAAGACUGCUGCCAUGAGAAGCACCACUGUUUGGCCUGAAAGACAGAAAGGAUACCAACACUGGUACCCUUUCCAAGAGAGCCCAUCAGAAAGCAAACUGAUGCCUCUGGUACUUCAAAGCAAUUAUUGACACAUUUGAAGGGACACUUUAGAUCAAAGUGUAAAAGGCUUUGAAUGGCCACUUAAUAGCCUUCACGGUCAGAGCAAUUAAAAGGGUUUUUGUUCCACUUUUAAUCAGACUUGAAAUGGGUGGCAAGAUUAAGUUAAUUCAAAAAGAAGAACAACUCGAAGGCACAAUUCCUCAAUAGCAGAGAAAAACUCAGAUUCCAACUGUAAAUAAAUAUGGGACCCUCAGAAAGCCAUAGGGAACAUGUGCAAAAUGCCUCUUUUAAAGGAUCUCCAGGCCACUUCCAGAGAAGAGACUAAAGACACUAGCUGCAAAAUAAUAGUGUCUCUUCAGACCCAGUCAGGCCUGGGUUCCUGCCACACACACACACACACUCAAGAGAUUAAAUGAUCAGUUUAACCAUAAUUGACAAGAUAUAUGGGGUAUUAUCCUCUGGACAUAUUCACAUCUCUUUGAAAAUUCAGUGUAAAUAUGAUAUAGAAAUAUACUAUAAAUGUUUUAAAAUGUAUAAUAUAUAUAUAUAUUUUGUAAAGUUCACAUGCUCAAUGCAAUUAUAUAUAUAUAUAUACGGGCAUAAAUAUUAAAGUUGAGUGUAUGCAUAUUAUAAUAGUACAACAUUGUACCAUGUAUUUCAGAUGUCU